Molecule: messenger RNA, 1272 nt
Organism: Puccinia graminis f. sp. tritici CRL 75-36-700-3
Lineage: Eukaryota; Fungi; Basidiomycota; Pucciniomycetes; Pucciniales; Pucciniaceae
Exons: 3
Coding region: 1-1272 (423 amino acids)
Cellular component (GO): nucleolus
Molecular function (GO): rRNA (adenine) methyltransferase activity
Source: RefSeq, a predicted model, not a curated record
AUGGUCCAACUCAACAACAGACGAGCUCGAGGCAGGCCAACUCGAAACAGUCUUAAGACUGAAAUCCUAUCAAAAGUCAAACUCAAUCGAAACAAACAAUCAACCACCAACAGCACCACUAGAAACCCAUCAGAACAUAAACCCAACUCACAAUCUAACUCGGAGAUUCAAGCACUACAUCUCACCCAGGAAUCAUCAGCAGCAGUAUCAUCAUCAUCAUCAUCAUUAAUUGAGGACGUACCAGCAGAGAUUAAACGGAAAACUGAUCAGUCCAAAGUCUCAUCUGAUGCGACCGAUAAGAAAGCCAAACCAUCGAAGCAAAAGAGUAAUGAGAGCAAUGAUCGAGGGAAAAGAAAAGAUUCGGUAGCGGUAGUGGUGGAGGGGGAUGAUGAUGAUGAAGAUGGUGAUCAGGAAGAAGAAAACAAGAAGAAGAUUGAAAGGUUGAUCAGGAAACACUCCAAGAAGAUCAAGGACGAGCCAUCAAAACUCAUCUCAGAGUUUCAUCGGAUCGAGAAACGGCUAUCACAACCUAAACUAGACCCUCUCACCCGACAUAGAUUAAUCCUAGAACAGAAGAAACUCGGUGGCCUCGAAGCCUAUCAGACGGCCUCCAAGAUCGGUGGGGCAUUAGAGAAUGGCGGGGAGACUGGGAAGUGGUGUGCCCAAACUUUGAUCGAAUUGGGCUUCCGUCCAUCCGGCCCUCCCCCUACAAUCAACAAAGUCACAUUAUUAGACGUAGGUGCGAUCGAUGGAAAAUCAUAUGCGAAAUACACCGACUGGAUCUCGACAACUUCGAUCGAUAUCAAUCCGAUCGACGAAUCGGUCGUCGCGAGGUGCGAUUUCUUCAAAUUCCCUCUACCCAAAACUGAAGAACAGAAAUUCGACGUGGUCUGUCUAAGUUUAGUCUUAAACUUUAUCGGUGACUUGAAGAAGAGAGGAGAGAUGAUCAAAAGAGCACGAAGAUUCUUGAAGCCUUCUGGAAAACUGUUUAUCGUCUUGCCACUAGCAUGUUUGAAUAACUCUCGGUAUUUGGAUUUCAAGCGAUUCAGGAUGAUCUUGAACUAUUUAGGAUUCAAGGUGAUCAAACAACAUAACUCAUCUAAACUAACAUACUGGUUACUCGAAAAAGAAGACCUUCAAUCCAACACCAUCGAUCACCCGACUGAAUCAGAUCCAACUACUAACUCAAAUCAUUCAAAAUCUUCGUUAAAGUUUCCUAAAGUUCAAAUCCGACCUGGUCUCUCUAGGAAUAAUUUUUGUAUCAAAGUUUGA